AUGGAUUCAAGUAAAGAAAGUAAACGGAGGAAAGAUAAACACAGCGAUGAUGAGGUAGAGAAACGCAGAGAUAAGAAGUCAAAAAGAGCACGAACCAGGUCUAGAUCUCCUGUGCAAAGUCGUGAAAAAGAUUCUCGACGUAAGCGUAAACAUUCCAGGUCAAAAUCACCUCAAGUUUCAGUAAAACAGGACAGAUUUGAAAGAGAACCUGAAGUGAAAAAAGAAGCACCGGUGCGUCGUGCAAGGGAAACAGAUAUGUUAAACACACGAACCGGUGGGGCUUAUAUACCGCCCGCAAAACUUAAGAUGAUGCAAGCUCAAAUUACGGACAAAACCUCGGCGGCAUAUCAGAGACUUGCCUGGGAAGCUCUAAAGAAAUCAAUACAUGGUCACAUCAAUAAGAUCAACGUAGGCAACAUUGGAAUUAUAAUCAAGGAGCUUCUCAAAGAGAAUAUUGUCCGUGGAAGAGGUUUAUUAUGUAGGUCAAUCAUACAAGCUCAAGCUGCAUCUCCCACAUUCACUAAUGUUUAUGCUGCUUUAGUAGCAGCUGUUAACUCCCGUUUUCCUAAUAUUGGUGAACUGCUUCUCAAGAGGUUAGUUAUCCAGUUUAAAAGAGGUUUUAAGCGCAAUGAUAAACCUACAUGCAUAUCAUCAGCCUCUUUCAUAGCUCAUCUUGUGAACCAACGAGUGGCACAUGAAAUUCUAGCAUUAGAACUACUUACAUUACUCGUUGAGACACCAACUGAUGAUUCUGUUGAAGUGGCGAUAGCAUUUCUCAAGGAAUGUGGACAAAAACUCACUGAGGUGUCUUCUAAAGGUGUAAAUGCUAUAUUUGAAAUGUUAAGAAACAUUCUUCAUGAGGGUCAACUGGAUAAGAGAGUGCAAUACAUGAUAGAAGUCAUGUUCCAAGUGUGGAAAGAUGGGUUCAAAGACCAUCCAUCACUGAUAGAAGAGCUGGAAUUAGUCCCUGAAGAGGAACAGUUUACACAUCUAUUGAUGUUGGAUGAUGCUACGGAUCCACAGGACAUCCUGAAUGUAUUCAAAUUUGAUGACAAGUAUGAAGAGAACGAACAAAAGUAUAAAACCUUGAGUAAGGAAAUAUUAGGCUCUGAUGCUGAAUCAGGCGAAGAAGGUAGUACUGGAGAAAGUGGUAGUGAGGAUGAAGACGAAGAAGAUGAAGAAUCUGAACAAAAAGAAGUUACAAUAAUUGACAAUACAGAGACAAAUCUUGUAGCAUUACGCAGAACGAUAUACCUGACUAUUAACUCGAGUUUAGACUUUGAAGAAUGUGCGCAUAAACUUAUGAAGAUGCAGUUAAAACCUGGUCAAGAGGUGGAACUGUGUCACAUGUUUUUAGAUUGCUGUGCUGAACAGAGGACAUACGAGAAGUUCUACGGAUUACUUGCUCAGCGGUUCUGCAACAUAAACCGUAUCUACAUUGGUCCUUUUGAGGAGAUUUUCAAAGAUUCAUAUGCUACUGCACAUAGGUUGGAUACCAAUAGACUAAGGAAUGUUAGCAAGUUCUUUGCACAUUUGUUGUUUACAGACUCAAUAAGUUGGGAAGUACUAGAUUGUGUAAAGUUGAAUGAAGAGGAUACAACAAGUUCCAGUCGUAUUUAUAUAAAGAUAUUGUUUCAAGAGCUUGCAGAGUACAUGGGGUUGAAGAAGUUGAAUGACCGGCUGAAAGACCCGACCCUGCAGGAUGCUUUCUCCGGCCUAUUCCCUAGAGACAACCCCAAAAACACAAGAUUUUCUAUCAAUUUCUUUACCUCUAUCGGUUUGGGAGGUCUCACAGAUGAGCUGAGAGAGCAUUUGAAACAAAUGCCUAAGAAUGUACCACCACCGUUGACAGAGAUCAAGAUAGAUAGUGAGUCCAGUUCAGAUUCCAGCUCAGACUCCAGCAGUUCUAGUUCAGACUCUUCAUCUUCAAGCGAUUCUAACUCUAGUGACGAGGAAAGUGUCAAUUCUAAAAGGAAAAAAGACAAAUCUAAAAAGAAAAAGAAAGAAAAGGAACAACCAACGCUGGCAGAAGCGGUUGCUAAAGAGAAGGAUGAAAGAUGGGGACACGAUGGUUUCUAUGACACAUAUGGGCAAGACGCUAGAAGAAUGGAGUCUAGACCUGAUAAGCGAGAUAGAGAAGAUAUAACACGAUCUCGAGACAGAAGAAAUGACCAAAGAAAUAAUGAUCACGAUAGAGACCGGAGAAGUGAGCAUCUGGAAAAAGAAAAUGAUGAUUUUAGACGUAACAGAAGUAGAGAUGACUAUAGACAGCGUAUGGAUGAUGAAAGGCAACAGAGAGAUGACGGCAGAGAUCAUUAUGGUGAUGAUGAAAAAGGCCGCAAAGGUGACAAAAGAAGCCGCUAUAAUGAAAGGGAUCGUAAAGAGUUUCGUGAAGAUGUUCGAAACCAUAACGAUGAAGACAGGUUACGUAGAGAUGAAGAUCGUCAUACCAGAUAUUAUGAUCAAAGAAUACCCAGAAGUGAUGACAGAGAAAGUUUAAGAAAAGACGACAGAGGAAGACAAGUUGAUAAAACACACAGAGAUGAUAAAGUUUCAAAAGGUACAGAAAAAAAUAAAAAAGAUGAUGCUAUUGAUGAUGAGAGGAUUAGGCAAAGACGAAUAGAAAGAGGAGUAAGAGAAGAUGAUAGAGCAUAUAGACGAGAAGAAAGGAGAACAAGGGAAGAUGAUAGGGCACAUAGACGAGAAGAAAGGGGAACAAGAGAAGAUGAUAGAGCAUAUAGACGAGAAGAAAAGGGAACAAGAGAAGAUGAUAGGGCACAUAGACGAGAAGAAAAAGGAGCAAAAGAAGAUGAUAGAGCAUAUAGACGAGAAGACAAGGGAACAAGAGAAGAUGAUAGGGCACAUAGACGAGAAGAAAAAGGAGCAAAAGAAGAUGAUAGAGCAGAUAGACAAGAAGAAAAGGGAACAAGAGAAGAUGAUAGGGCACAUAGGCGAGAAGAAAAAGGAGCAAAAGACGAUGAUAGAGCAGAUAGACGAGAAGAAAAAGGAGCAAGAGAAGAUGAUAGAGCAUAUAGACGAGAAGAAAAGGGAACAAGAGAAGAUGAUAGGGCAUAUAGACGAGAAGAAAGGGGAACAAGGGAAGAUGUUAGGGCACACAAAGGUGAUAAUAAAGACGACAGGGUUCGAAAAGAUGUACAGAAAAAUAGCAGAGAACAAAAGGAUGACAAAGGACAAAAAGAUGAAAGAGAGGCCAGAAGUGGCGAUAAAAGACGAAAAGAAGAAACGGAAGAUGAUAAAGAGGGUAAGAAACUGACGAAAGACAAAACUGUGCAUGAUAGUAAUCGUAGGAACAGUAAAGAUGAUGAAAAAAUGCGAUAUAAUCGUGAAGAAAAUAGUUCUAAAUCUAGAAGAAAAGAGAAUGAAGAAGAAAGUGACAGAGACCAAAACGACAAAGGUAGAAAACACGACGACCAAAGUGACAGUGACGACGAACAGUACGAUGAUGAAAAACGAAAAUCUAAGAAAUCACAUAAAACUAAAAGCAAGAAAGAAAACAAAGUCAAAAAAGAAAAAAAGAAAGUUAAGGAAAAAUAA
Molecule: messenger RNA, 3555 nt
Organism: Arctia plantaginis
Lineage: Eukaryota; Metazoa; Arthropoda; Insecta; Lepidoptera; Erebidae
Source: the annotation of a GenBank genome assembly